AAGUGAUUUUUGUUGAUUCAUACUUGCUUCUCAAUAUAAUUUAUCACAUACCGACAAUUGUAAUAACAUUAUUCAACAUUUUCAGGCUAUUUCGAUUCCAUGUGCUCCUAAACUAACCAAUUAAUCCAGUGUUUACUAUUGAUUGAAUCUCGCAACCCCUCACGUUUUGUUUUGAUGAGUGAUUGAAGUAUGGCUUCUACAAAGACUCCAUUUGAAAUUGUGAAAGAAGAUGAUUUUGUUGAGUAUUUUCUGUUUCCUGUCGGCUGUGACAUAGACAACGAUUCUUCACUGGAAGAAGUUACCAAGCGUGUCAAUACAGUUGUCAAUAAAUAUGCAUCUACUUACAUUUGGCAGAAGGAUCAAUUCAAUGUGAUUCCAAGGAAUAUUGCUGGAUUACCUCCACUAGUCGACAACGAAGAGAGUCUACCGCCGCAUCUGUAUGGCACAUUGCAUUACGGCGAAAACAUAGAGGAUGAAUGGUUUCUUGUAUUUCUGCUGCAGCAGUUGACUAAAGAGAUAUCAGGACUAAUUGUGAGAUUCGGAUUCAGCGCCCUCGAAUUAGUGGAAUGGUUCGCGGGAACUCUAAAAUAG
This is a messenger RNA of Nilaparvata lugens (brown planthopper), 591 nucleotides long. RefSeq names its product protein ecdysoneless-like. The record is from RefSeq and is a predicted model, not a curated record. NCBI's taxonomy places the organism in Eukaryota, Metazoa, Arthropoda, Insecta, Hemiptera, Delphacidae. Gene Ontology annotation, cellular component: nucleus. The transcript is spliced from 3 exons. Bases 190 to 591 code for a protein of 133 amino acids.